GAGGGAGUGUCAGUUGGAUUUCACAAGGCCACAGAGAAAGCUAUUGCAGCAGUGCUGCUUGGAUGCAUCCACACACUAGCACGGAUCUGACUAGCACAGUUGGCUAUGACAGCAUCAUUCAACAUUUGAACGAUGGCAGGAAGAACUGCAAAGAGUUUGAAGACUUUCUGAAAGAAAGGGCAGUUAUAGAAGAAAAAUAUGGCAAAGAGCUCAUUAACUUAUCGAAGAAGAAGCCCUGCGGGCAGACGGAGCUGAAUACCCUGAAGAGAUCCCUGGAUGCUUUCAAGCAACAGAUAGAUAAUGUGGGACAAGGUCACAUCCAACUGGCACAAACUCUACGGGAGGAAGCAAAGAAAAUGGAGGAAUUCAGGGAAAAGCAAAAGCUUCAUCGAAAAAAGAUAGAGCUCAUAAUGGAGGCGAUUCACAAGAACAGGAAUUUGCAGUACAAGAAGACCAUGGAGGCCAAGCGGCUCUAUGAGCAGCGCUGCAGGGAUAAGGAUGAAGCAGAGCAGGCUGUGCACCGCAACGCAAACCUUGUCACACAGAAGCAGCAGGAGAAGCUCUUCCUGAAGCUGGCUCAGACAAAAUCAGCUCUGGAAGAUUCAGACAGGAGUUACCAGCAGAGCAUUACUUCACUUGAGAAGAUCCGGGAAGAAUGGCAGAAAGAGCACAUCAAGGCUUGUGAGUUCUUUGAGACUCAGGAGUGUGAGCGCAUCAGCUACUUCCGCAAUGCCCUCUGGCUUCACGUCAACCAGCUUUCCCAGAGCUGUGUCCAGAAUGAUGAGAAGUAUGAGGAAAUCCGCAAAAGCUUAGAAAUGUGCAGCAUUGAGAAGGAUAUUGAGUUUUUUGUAAAUUUACGCAAGACUGGAAGUUCGGCGCCAGCUCCCAUUGUUUAUGAAAACUACUACAAUACUCAGAGGAAUGUGACUCCUGUGAGAAGUCCAGCUUCUGUACCUAUAUCAAGGAGGGGGCCUCUACCCACCCCGACCAGUGGACCAGGUGAUCCUGAUUAUGCCACAAUUGAUGGCUACAGCUUGAUACACCAUUAAUAGCCACUGUUCUUCAGGCAGAAGAUAUUGUUGGUCUGGCCAGCAUGGCAGAAUUGGUUUUUCAGUUAUUCCCAGCAACACAGAGCUGCAGCGCUUCUCCAUUUCAAGAAAAUAUUUGAGGACUCUGAUAAUGAUUUGUACAUGUAGAAAGUACCUACUAAAAAUCUUCUCCUUUGAUCAGAAGACUGCUUGGACGGAUAUCCUGUCUUCAUACUCAGGAUUGGGGGGG
This is a messenger RNA of Lagopus muta (rock ptarmigan), 1278 nucleotides long. RefSeq names its product proline-serine-threonine phosphatase interacting protein 2 (gene PSTPIP2). The transcript is spliced from 15 exons. Gene Ontology annotation, molecular function: actin filament binding. Bases 63 to 1049 code for a protein of 328 amino acids. The record is from RefSeq and is a predicted model, not a curated record. Gene Ontology annotation, cellular component: actin filament; plasma membrane; cytoplasm. Lineage: Eukaryota; Metazoa; Chordata; Aves; Galliformes; Phasianidae. Gene Ontology annotation, biological process: actin filament polymerization.